This is a messenger RNA of Polypterus senegalus (gray bichir), 6610 nucleotides long. RefSeq names its product slit homolog 1 protein-like. The record is from RefSeq and is a predicted model, not a curated record. Gene Ontology annotation, biological process: negative chemotaxis; axon guidance. Gene Ontology annotation, molecular function: calcium ion binding; heparin binding; Roundabout binding. The transcript has 37 exons. Lineage: Eukaryota; Metazoa; Chordata; Cladistia; Polypteriformes; Polypteridae. Bases 523 to 5118 code for a protein of 1531 amino acids.
UUGGAUUAUUCAAGGUUGUCCCUCUGUUGUCUGUGGUGACUGCUGUAAUGCUGGGAUGAGGGAGACGGAGUUCAGGCAGGGUACUGGGAGGGGGGUGAUGUGGGAGGAGUCAGCUGCUAUUUGUAGCCCUUUUUGAUGGAUGACUGCUGUGUGUGUAAGAAAGAGAGCGAGCGAGAGAGUGUGUGUCUGCUUUUUUUCCUCUCUCCCUCUUCCUUUUUUAUUGGUAAUCAGAUGAAGGCUUGAGAGGAAGCAAAGAAGACGUGGGCACGAUAGGGUACACGGAGAUCUUACAUAAAGAGAAAAAAAACAGCUGGCUAUAGAAGAAAAUUGAGGCAUAAAGAACUGUAAUUGCCUAUUGUAUCAUAACUGUGCUUUCAGUCACUGAAGCUUUUGGAGAUUUUCUUUUUUGUUUGUUUCUCAAGACAUUGUUGCCAUCCUUUCAUCGUGCUUUUAUUGGCACCUUGGUGGGAACUGAGAUAAAGGUUUUCACAUCUGCUAACUGUCAGGAGACAGUGACUCGUUAUGCCUCUACAAGGGAGCAGCAUUAGACUGGUGAAAGCUGGGGUCUGGUUAGCCCUGUGGGGUACCUUGUGUGGAAGCUAUGCUAGUAGCUGCCCUGCACUCUGCACGUGCAGUGGCACCACAGUGGAUUGCCAUGGACUGGGAAUCAAAGCUGUGCCCAGGAAUAUCCCCAGGAAUACAGAGAGACUGGAACUGAAUGGAAACAAUAUAACUCGCUUGAACAAGAAUGAUUUUUCUGGACUGAAAUACCUCAGAGUACUACAGCUGAUGGAGAAUCAAAUUGGAACCAUUGAGCGAGGGGUGUUUGAUGACUUGAAGGAGCUGGAAAGACUGCGCCUAAAUCGUAAUCAACUACAUAGUCUACCAGAACUACUUUUCCAGAAGAAUCCCGCACUGUCUAGACUAGACUUGAGUGAGAACUUCAUUCAGGCCAUUCCCAGGAAAGCUUUCCGUGGAGCCACAGAUAUCAAAAACUUGCAGCUGGAUAAAAAUCAGAUCAUCUGCAUUGAAGAUGGAGCCUUCAGGGCCCUCAGAGGAAUAGAAGUUCUAACCUUGAACAACAACAACGUCUCCAGUAUCCCUGUCUCUAGUUUCAACCAUAUGCCUAAGCUGAGAACCUUUCGUCUGCAUUCUAACAACUUAAACUGUGAUUGUCACUUAUCCUGGCUUUCCCAGUGGCUGCGUCAGAGACCAACAAUUGGUUUAUUUACCCAGUGUGUCGCUCCACCAGCUCUGCGUGGACUCAAUGUAGCUGAAAUUCAAAAACACGAAUUUGUCUGCUCAGGCCACACUGAAUCUCCUGCAUCUCAAUCCUGUAGCCUUGCUGCUGGGUCCUGUCCUGCCAUGUGCUCCUGCAGCAAUAACAUUGUAGAUUGUAGAGGAAAAGGACUGACUGCCAUUCCUGCAAAUCUGCCUGACAGCAUGGCAGAAAUACGUUUAGAACAGAAUGGUAUAAAAUCAGUUCCUCCUGGAGCAUUUUCACCUUAUAAGAAACUGCGCAGAAUAGACCUAAGUAACAACCAAAUCUCUGAGAUUGCCCCUGAUGCUUUUCAAGGUCUGCGCUCUCUGAACUCACUUGUUUUAUAUGGAAAUAAAAUCACUGAUUUGCCAAAAGGAGUAUUUGAUGGAUUAUAUGCCCUACAGCUAUUGUUAUUGAAUGCCAAUAAGAUCCAUUGUGUAAGGGCUGAUGCCUUCCAAGAUCUUCAGAACCUAUCUUUGCUUUCUCUUUAUGAUAACAAGAUCCAGACGUUGGCAAAAGGAACCUUCACUGCCCUCCGUGCUGUGCAGACACUGCAUUUGGCACAAAAUCCAUUUAUUUGCGAUUGCAAUCUGAAAUGGUUGGCAGAUUACCUGCGCACCAACCCUAUUGAAACCAGUGGAGCACGAUGUGCCAGUCCACGGCGGCUAGCCAACAAGCGUAUUGGACAAAUUAAAAGCAAGAAGUUUCGCUGCUCAGCUAAGGAGCAAUACUUCAUCCCAGGUGCAGAAGACACCCGUCUCAAUAAUGAGUGUAACAGUGAUACAGUGUGCCCACCUAAGUGUCGCUGCGAGUCUAAUGUAAUAGACUGCUCAAAUCUUCGCCUCACCAAGGUUCCUGAACAUAUCCCGCAAUCCACAGUGGAGCUGCGUCUAAAUGGCAAUGAAAUUUCUACUCUAGAAGCAACAGGUAUAUUCAAAACCCUAUCACAACUCAAGAAAAUUAACCUUAGUAACAACAAGAUUUCAGAAAUAGAAGAUGGAGCAUUUGAGGGUGCUAUCUCAGUCAAUGAGUUGCACCUUACUGCUAAUCAACUAGACUCAGUAAGAAGUGGCAUGUUCCGUGGACUAGACGGAUUGCGCACAUUAAUGCUGCGGAAUAAUCGCAUCAAUUGCAUCCAUAACAACAGUUUUACUGGGCUUCGAAAUGUACGCCUGUUAUCACUCUACGACAACCAGCUAACAACUAUAACUCCUGGGGCAUUUGAUACUCUGCAGUCCCUCUCGACAUUGAAUUUGUUAGCUAACCCUUUCAUCUGUGACUGCCGACUUGCCUGGCUUGGGGAUUGGCUGAGAACUCGGAAAAUUGUGACAGGAAACCCUCGCUGUCAACGGCCUGCUUUUCUUAAAGAGAUUCCUCUGCAAGAUGUUGCUUUUUUGGAUUUUCGCUGUGAAGAUGGUCAUGAGGAGUUGAGUUGUGUGCCACGUCCACAGUGCCCCAGUGAGUGUACCUGCCUGGACACAGUAGUACGCUGCAGUAACAAGCACUUGCGUGCCAUGCCCAAGGGGAUCCCCAAGAAUGUCACAGAGCUCUAUCUGGAUGGAAACCAGUUCAACGCUGUGCCAGCAGAACUUUCAACCUUUAAAUUUCUUCAGCUUGUGGAUCUGAGCAACAACAAAAUCAACUCUCUAACAAACUCGUCUUUCACCAACAUGAGUCAGCUUACAACACUAAUCCUAAGUUACAAUUCCCUGCGCUGCAUCCCACCACUUGCCUUUAAAGGAUUACGAUCCCUGAGGCUGCUGUCUCUCCACGGUAAUGAAGUUUCUGAACUGCCAGAAGGUAUUUUCAGUGAUGUAGCUGCCCUCUCUCACCUAGCAAUUGGUGCCAACCCUCUUUACUGUGAUUGUCAUUUACGCUGGCUGUCCGACUGGGUGAAGACUGGCUAUAAGGAACCCGGCAUUGCACGCUGCGCUGGUCCCCCUGGCAUGGAGGGUAAAUUGCUCCUCACCACACCAGCCAAAAAAUUUGAGUGCCAAGGUCCUAAAGAUUCUGCUGUUCUUGCUAAGUGCAGUCCAUGUCUGUCUAAUCCAUGCCAAAAUCAGGGCUCCUGCCAGAGUGAUUUAAAUGAAAUGUACAAGUGCAUCUGCUUACCAGGAUUCAAAGGAAAGGACUGUGAGACAACUGUUAAUGCUUGUAUCAACAACCCGUGUGAAAAUGGUGGCAGCUGCCUUUCAAAUACAGGUGAUGUUGCAGGAUUCAGCUGCAUAUGUCCACUUGGAUUUGAAGGCUUAAACUGUGGAAUAAAUAUAGAUGACUGUGAAGACAAUGAUUGUGAAAAUGGUGCUACAUGUAUAGAUGGAGUCAAUAAUUACACUUGUCUAUGUCCUCCUCAUUACACAGGGGAAUUGUGUGAGGAACUGGAAGAUGUUUGUUCACCAAAGAAGAACCCAUGUAAAAAUGACUCCAAGUGUGUUGUAGUAGCCUCAGGACCAAAAUGUGAGUGUGCACCAGGAUUUGUUGGUGAAGACUGCAGUGUGAACUAUGAUGACUGCGGGGACCACCGUUGCCAGAAUGGGGCUCAGUGUGUGGAUGAAAUUAAUGGUUACGCUUGUAUUUGUGUAAAAGGCUAUAGCGGCCACAUGUGUGAGAAUUCUGCACCUCCUCCUACAGACCUGUCUCUUUGUGAUAUAGCAGAGUGUCAAAAUAAUGCCCCCUGUGUUGAGAAGAGUGGCCGUGCUAUUUGCCAGUGUCUGCCAGGGUUUGGGGGCUCACGUUGUGAGAAGCUGGUGAGCGUCAACUUUGUGGAUCGAGAUUCUUACUUACAGCUCAGCGACCUUAAGAACUGGCCACAUGCCAAUAUUACUUUGCAGGUCUCUACAGCAGAAGACAAUGGGAUCUUGCUUUAUAAUGGGGACAAUGAUCAUAUUGCUGUAGAACUCUACCAAGGUCAUGUCAGAGUCAGCUAUGAUCCAGGAAGCCAGCCUAGUCAUGCAAUUUACAGCACUGAAACCAUUAAUGAUGGUCAGUUCCACACUGUUGAGCUGGUGACUUUUGACCAGAUGGUAAACCUUUCGAUUGAUGGGGGUACCCCUAUGACCAUGGACAGCUUUGGAAAAAUAUACCCCCUGAAUGGAGAGGCACCGCUAUAUGUGGGGGGAAUGCCUCUGGAUGUUAACUCUGCAGCAUUUCGACUUUGGCAAAUUCACAAUGGUUCUAGUUUCCAUGGCUGCAUUCGGAAUCUGUACAUCAACAAUGAGCUGCAGGAUUUUACCAAGACACAAAUGAAGCCAGGGGUAGUACCUGGUUGUGAGCCAUGCAGAAAGAUAUACUGUCUUCAUGGCAUAUGCCAGCCUGAUAGUGUCAUGGGACCAGUGUGUCACUGUAAACCAGGAUGGAGCGGUAUACACUGUGACCAAGCUGCAAAUAACCCCUGCCAGGGCAACAAAUGUGUCCAUGGAUCCUGUGUUCCUCUAGAUAAGCUAACAUAUCGCUGUGAAUGUCGAGAUGGAUACCAAGGAGCCCUGUGUAACCAGCAGGGGGAGCUCUUUAACCCCUGCAAAAAACUACAGUGUAAACAUGGCAGAUGCCAGAUAUCAGAUGCUGGGGAGGCAUAUUGUCAUUGUGAUAGUGGAUAUAGUGGCGACCUCUGCGAUGCAGAGUCUGAAUGCCGUGGAGAUCCAGUACGAGACUACUACCAGGUGCAGAGGGGUUACACCAUCUGCCAGACCACGCGCAUGGUAUCAUGGGUUGAAUGCAGCGGGUCUUGUGAAAUGGGUGCCUGCUGUAGUGGUCAGCGCACAAAACGCAGGAAAUACACCUUUGAGUGUAGCGAUGGGACUUCUUUCACUGAAGAUGUUGAGAAAACCAUCAAGUGUGGCUGUAGGAGCUGCAUUUAGUCCACUUGAGUCAAGUGGGGGAAAAAAAGCAGUGAGAACGCAAAGUAAAAUGUAAAGAAAUAAAUCUAUAUUAUGGACAGCAAAGUUUGUAAAACAGGACCAUACUUCUCCUUUGAGAAGCACUUGGAGCAGGAAAAUAAGACACUGCAACAUAUUUUUGAACAUCCAUCAAUGCAAUAGCAGUAUCAGUGUGUUGCAUUCAGAAGGACUGUCCCACUACCAUGCCGACUUCCCGUUUGGUCCAUUUACCUCCUGCUUUUUAUCAUCAUCGUCUGACAGCUUAUGGAUCACUCCACAAACUAAUCUUCAGAACUUCCCACAAAAUGUCUGUGUGUCCACAUGCUGUCCAUAAAUUGUAAGCAGUCAGGUUUUAAAUAAGGAGACAAUUAAAACAAACAUGGCUUGCAUCACAACCAAGCAAAAUAGUUCAUUGAAACCACAGGAGUGACUCCCUGUCCUGAUGAUAUUUGUGGAUUUCCUCUGAAAAGAAGAGUUUCCUCCUGACGUCUCUCUGACUAGGGUGCACAUCACAUCCCAGUUGAGUGUAGGAGUUUAAAUGAUUGUGAUGUCAGUGCAUGAAAGGGUAGCAGCCACAUAGAGCUGUUACUUCACAGUAGAGAAGGCUUGGAGAAUAAAUAAAUAUUCAGAAAACGUGUUAGAGCGCACCUUCAGCUGUCAAGAUGAGAAGACUAAAACACGACAGACAGUAAAAACAAAAACACGGCCGCCUGGAAUCGUUAGUCACACAAACAGCAAACCACGUUUUUGAAAGCAGUAUUUGAAAUCUGAUUAUUUAUUCUUUCUGGACCUAACAGAAUCAUGUUUAAGGCCUACGGGACACCUUUGCAUAUGUGCAUUUUGGCAUUUAUGAAGGGUGGAUCACUCAAAAUGUAACAUUCGGUGGGAUCGCUCCACAAAACAUACCAGAGUCCCGAGUUUAACUGUACAUAAUGAAUGCCAGGGACACCCACCUCAGCUUCGCUUACUCUGACGUGGCUCGGCUAUCCACCUGGAGCAGCUCCCUUUCCUCUGACCUUACCUGCAGUAUUACUUGUGCAAGCUUUGCAUGUGUGGACACUUUAACAGAUCAAUCCAUACGCGGAGCUUUAAUCCCAUUGAGAAUCCGAGAGGUGCACAAUACUCGUGUUUGUCCUUUGUUUUUGGUUUGUUUUUUUGUUUUUGUAACCUAACUCUUUAGAUUUUUCUUUAUACAAAUGCCUAACAGAUUCAUUAUAUAUAUAUAUAUAUGUGUGUGUUUUUCAGUUUGGCAUUUUUAUACGUUAAUUCAUGUUUUUCUUCUGCCGUACAUCAAAUGGUCUUCAGACUUUUAUUUUAUUUUUAUCUCCACUCAGUCCAACCAGCCAGUUUAUGGUUGAUCAGAUCACGGCAACAAAUAAUUGGCAUUAAUUUAGAAAGAGCAGUAUUGUUCUAGGAUAAUGUUUAAUAUUGUAUAUGUUGUCUUCCAUGUGAAUAUUACAUCUAAUUCAUUUCA